This is a messenger RNA of Ixodes scapularis (black-legged tick), 1455 nucleotides long. RefSeq lists its product as uncharacterized. NCBI's taxonomy places the organism in Eukaryota, Metazoa, Arthropoda, Arachnida, Ixodida, Ixodidae. Gene Ontology annotation, molecular function: transmembrane transporter activity. The record is from RefSeq and is a predicted model, not a curated record. The transcript has 13 exons. Bases 1 to 1455 code for a protein of 484 amino acids. Gene Ontology annotation, biological process: transmembrane transport.
AUGCCCGGCUUUCGAUUUCCGAGGAGGAGAGAGGUUCAGGAGGCAACGGCCGUUUUUGGCCGUGAGGACAGCGACAGUGGCGGAACCCAGGAAGAAGAAGUCUUUGAAGCGAGACUGCAAGAGCUCGAAACCAGAGACACCCUGGAACGAGAGGACGUGAAACCUUCCCGUUGCUCGAGGACCCUCAAACUCUUGCCACUGCUCUCUCUGCAGCUAUUUGCUUGCUUUUCUCUCGCCUUCACCGCACCUUACAUUCCACGUCUGGCUUUAGAAAAUCGUUUGGAGAGAUGGCAAUUUACCAUCAUGGCGUCCAGUUCAAAAGUUACAAUGCUGCUGGGUACGCUACUUAACAUUGUUGUCAUACAGCGGUUGAAACCUCACAUCACGCUGGUACUGGCACUGAUUGGGAUGAUCGCCUCCAUGGGAUUCUAUGGAUGCGUGUACUGGGUUCACGAUGUGAACGCUUUCGUCGGAGCUACAUCUCUCAUUGGAAUACUCUUCGGCUUCGUCCAGGCAUUUUUCAUCGUGACUCUGUACGCCACGGCCACUUAUAAGAACCAGCAGAGUUGCGGCAUCAUCAUUUCGGCGUUUGAGUUUUUAUACGGAGCGUGCACGUCCAUUGGCUCUUUGAGCGGCAUCGCCCUGAUCGAUUUGUGGGCGCAUCCUGUUCCUUACUUCAUUACCGCAGGACUGAUGCUUCUCGGUCUUUUGAUUCUAAUAUUCGCAUCGCCGGGAAAAUCUUUUGCCGUUCCCAAAGACCAGGCCGAUCAGAACUCGUUUCGUCUGCUCGGCAAUGCUCCCAUGAUCGGGAAUAUUUUGAACGUAACUAUCAUCAUGGCUGCUCUGGGAUUUCACGACGGAACCUUGGAAAUUCACCUCAAGGAGGAAGAGUUCCGUCUCCCUGAUGAAGAAGUUGGAGCGGUUUUUACAGUGUUGCACAUAUUCUAUGCAGUUGGCGCUUUAUUCUGGGGAUACGUAUUCUCGUAUCGAUUGGAAAAAGAACAUACGUCUGCCUUUCUUGGCUUUGUAAUGGUGGCCGUCGCGUUCCUUAUCCUAGGUCCGGCACCAUUUCUGCCUUUUCCCCCACACAUGUGGCUCAUUUACAUAUCGCAAGUACUGACCGGCCUGGGAGCAUCGGCAGUCAUCAUUUGCAGUUUUAGUCUUUCCAUUAAGAAAUCAAUUGAAAGAGGUUUUCCUGACAACAUGUGGACCUACGGAUCAGUGUGCGGCUUUCUCUUCUUUGCCAUUGUUUUAGGGUCAUCGAUUUCACCGCCGCUGAGUCGAUAUAUCAUGGACACUAUCGGAUACGGCAACGCUACGAUGGUGCUGCUGGCGUUCCUCUGUUUCUGCGUCCUCCUGAGCUUUAUAUCCUGCGUCAGCAAUUCAAGGCGACGGGGCAGAAUCCUGCAACACUCGACGCCCAAAGGAGUGUACCAUAAAAGGGAGGAUCCAUGA